Colletotrichum lupini is the source of this 894-nucleotide messenger RNA. RefSeq lists its product as uncharacterized. Bases 1 to 894 code for a protein of 297 amino acids. NCBI's taxonomy places the organism in Eukaryota, Fungi, Ascomycota, Sordariomycetes, Glomerellales, Glomerellaceae. The transcript is spliced from 7 exons. The record is from RefSeq and is a predicted model, not a curated record.
AUGUUAGGAUACCAACACUAUAUGAAUAACCUCACAGGCGAACUUGUCCAUAAGCGCAAGAGUCCUGCUCACGGGUAUUUCUUUGGGGUCUUUGGCGCAUCGAACAGCAUGAACCCUUCGAGUCAGCUUGUGGGAUACCGUCUUUGGGCAUUCAAUGAUGUGUUCGUCUUCAAGCGAGCAGCCACCGGAAUCUCCGUGUUCAGAAACAGGUCGACGGGCGUUGCGCAAGUCCGCCACAAAGCCGUGCUGGGAACCGCUCCUCCUCAAGCCUGCGUCUUAUCUUUCUCGCCGAUUUUUACGUUGCUUGAGAGCAACUGCCGCGAUAAUGUCAUCGGGACCAAAAUGCCUCAGAUAACGAUGACAGAGAUUAGGGUCACAACUGGCAAGAAGCAGAAGUUAGGCAAUCUCAAGCUCGAGCAAUUCCUCGAGGAGUCUAGUAUUCGAACGACCCUUCAGGCCGUCCGGGUCAUUCUCGACAGAACUCCAGGCGCGAAGAUUCUGGUUAUUUCAGAGGUGCUCGAGGCCCUGUAUUGCCGGGUUGUGGCUUUCAUGUUAGGUAUCGGAAAUGUUCAAACACGACAGACCAUGUUCCAGUUCAUUGGGAAUAUCGCUACCGACAGAAGGAAGGAAGCUGGAAGGAAGUCACUCUCUUUUCAAAGCCCCAGCGACAUGUUGGUCACUUCCAGGGCCGUCGGUCAAAAUGUCAUGAUGACCAGUAUACAAGAUCAAAAUGGCAAGCUCUUUGAUGGCAAGCCGGGUGGCGGACUUGGUGGCGCGGCCAGUGCAUCAGCAGUCAAGUCCUGGUCCGUCAUCCCUACAACUUCAGGAAUAACGACGCCCGUUCUGGGCAUCGCUUCUCUUGUGGCUCAUAGCAGAACCCUGGUAGCGACAUAG